Molecule: messenger RNA, 5545 nt
Organism: Lotus japonicus
Lineage: Eukaryota; Viridiplantae; Streptophyta; Magnoliopsida; Fabales; Fabaceae
Exons: 14
Coding region: 16-5238 (1740 amino acids)
Biological process (GO): regulation of transcription by RNA polymerase II
Cellular component (GO): chromatin; histone deacetylase complex
Molecular function (GO): chromatin DNA binding; transcription coregulator activity; histone H3K9 demethylase activity
Source: RefSeq, a predicted model, not a curated record
CUAAUUGGUACUUGUAUGUUUCGUAGUACCAUCGGCACUCGCAAACUUUGUCGUGACUGCAUUCCAAUUUCUAACACAAGUGAGGAGUGCAGGCGGUGCGGCAGAAAAGCGCCACCGGGGUGGAGAUGCACGGAGAGGGCUCUGAGUGGAAAAUCCGUGUGUGAGAGGCAUUUUCUGUAUAACCAGAAAAAAACUGAGAGGUGGAAGGAAGGUGCUUCUGGUAUAACCCCUAAAAGGAGAAGCGGAAGAAGAAAACCUGUAGAUAAUUCAGAAAAUGGGGUUGUUGAUGAUGGUUGUAAAGAGCUGUUUGGUGAUCCAAAUGGUACUCCCACUGUCGUUGACGAAUUUACUGGGCUUUGUGGUGUAUCUGAAGGGGAUGCUGGAGUGAAUCUUAAUCUUGGUUGUGAAAGUCUUAACCUUCAGGACAAAGGAGAGGAGGGUCAACAAGUUCAUUCUGGUGGAUUUGGGGAAGGAUGUGGACGUAUGGGUCAGGUUCUUGGUGAUUAUGGAGUCGAAUAUGCUGAGGAUAGAAAUGCAGUUGCUGGUUUAGGUGCCUUUAGAAAUGUUGGCAAUGAAGAUCAUGGAUGUGUGGCUGGUAGGAAUGUUUGUGUAAAUGAUCGUCUUGGUCUUCCUUCUGAAGGAAUAGAGAGCCUGAUUGGUGAAGAACCAGGUUUUGGGAGUUUUCAAGCACUUCUUUGUAAAGACAGGGGUUGUGCAGAAGAUGUGAUUUUCAUUGGUGAUGUUACAGGCUUUGAGGGUUUGAGUGGUGAAAAUACUCAUGGAUUUAGAGAUGAAGUUGGUGGGUUUGUGGAAAAUCCAUGUUUUGAAGGUGAAAAUGAUAGUAACAAAGAGGGACCUGGGUCAAAUUACAAGAUGUCAGCUCUUGGCUUCGAAGAGGAAAUAGGACUGUUAUUAAGCCGAGGAGGUACCACCAAUGAAGAGGCAAGAUGUGAAGCAUUGAGGCCACUGUCUAAAAGAGGCCGGCCUAAGGGUUCCAAGAAUGAGAAUGACAAUAAACAGCUUAGCACCGCCUUGGAUGGACAAAGUGUUGGUGGUGAUGAUAAUGCAGGUACUAUUGGAAUGAGCAGUGUCACAGAUUUAGGGAUUGAAAUUGCAGUUCUUUCAGGAGAGAAAGAUAAGUCUAGUGAUGAAGUUGCAGAUCUGGGUGAGACUGCAAGGGCAGAGAAGAGUGGCCGACCAAAGGUUUCAAAGAACAAAAUUAGGAGAGUUGAGCAUGUUGGUAAUGUAGUUGCUGUUAAGAUUGUAGGACCAAAGAAGCAUGGUAGGCCAAAAAGUUCAAAAUGUAGAAAGAAAAAUAUCAUGGAGGCUGGUGAUGAAGCUGCUGGUGAGAUUGGAGGAGAUAAGAAGCUGGGUCGACCAAAGGGCUCAUUAAAUAAAUUGAAGAAUACUGUGGAUUGUAACAAUGAAGGUUCUGGUGCUGGUGAGAUUGUAAGACCUAAAAAGCGUGGUAGACCAAGAGGUUCAAAGAAUAAAGUAAACAAUAUUAUGGAGGUUAGUAAAAAAGCUGCUAGUGGUGGUGACUGCAAGAUUGCUGGACCUAAGAAGUGUGGUCGCCCAAAGGGUUCCAAAAAUAAACAGAAGAAUAUUGUGCAGGUUAGUCAAGAAGUUGCCGGUUCUGCGGAUUGUGAGAUUGCAGGACCUAAGAAGUGUGGUCGACCAAAGGGUUCAAUGAAGAAAAGGAAGUCCCUUGUGUGUGCUUCUAUUCUUGAAGGAGCAGGUGGGAUUACAAGGGAAGGUUUGGAAAAUAAAAUGCUGAGCAAUCUGUGUCAGGAACAUAUUGAGUAUACCCAACCAGUAGUUAGGGGUGGUCGACCUAAGGGCUCAAGGAACAAGAAGAUAAAACUAGCAUUUCAGGACAUGGUUGAUGAAGUUAGGUUUGCUAAUAAAGAAAGUGAUAAAGCAACUUGUGCUGUGGGUGAGGAACAGAAAGAUCAUGGAAGUGACAUUGGUAAGCCAAUUGGUUUGGACAAUGACAAAGCCACUCUUGCUAGUGACAGGGACCAGGAAACACCUAACCAAACCCUUGCUCAAGAUGAGGUUCAAAAUGAUAAAAGCUCUGUUAAACCAAAGCGCGGUCGACCAAAAGGAUCUAAAAAUAAGAUGAAAAGCAUUGCUAAUAAAGCUAGAAACAAGUUUGGUAAGGUCAGAAAUAUGCGUGGUAGGCCAAAAGGUUCUCUUAGAAAGAAAAAUGAGACUGCAUAUUGUUUGGAUUCACAGAAUGAGAGGAAUAGUCUUGACGGAAGAACUUCUACUGAAGCUGCCUACAGAAAUGAUGUUGAUCUACAGAGAGGUCAUUGUAGCCAAGAAGAACUACUGAGAAUGUUGUCAGUCGAACACAAGAAUAUUCAGGGUGUUGGAGUUGAAGAAACUAUAGACUAUGGAUUACGUUCUUCAGGAUUGAUGGGUGAUACUGAAAGGAAAAAGGAGACGAGAAUUUUAAGGUGCCACCAGUGCUGGCGGAAUAGUUGGAGUGGAGUUGUCAUUUGUGCCAAGUGCAAAAGAAAGCAAUAUUGUUAUGAGUGCAUAACAAAAUGGUACCCCGGUAAAACUAGAGAGGAGAUAGAGAUUGCUUGUCCCUUUUGUCUUGGUAAUUGCAAUUGCCGAUUGUGCUUGAAGAAAGAUAUAUCUGUAAUGACUGGGAGUGGUGAAGCUGAUACAGGUGUCAUAUUACAAAAGUUGCUGUACUUGCUUAACAAAACUCUGCCCUUACUCCAACAUAUCCAACGGGAGCAGAUAUCAGAAAUGGAAGUAGAAGCUAGCAUGCAUGGUUCCCCAUUGAUGGAAGAGGAUAUUCAAUUGUCAGUGAUUGAUAAUGAUGAUCGAGUUUAUUGUGACAAUUGCAAUACAUCCAUUGUCAAUUUCCACAGAAGUUGUCCCAAUCCUAAUUGUAGGUAUGAUCUUUGUCUCACUUGUUGCAUGGAACUAAGAAACGGACUUCAUUAUGAAGAUAUUCCUGCUAGUGGUAAUGAGGAAACCAUUGAUGAACCACCUAUAACUUCUGCUUGGAGAGCAGAGAUAAAUGGUAGGAUUCCUUGCCCUCCAAAAGCUAGAGGAGGUUGCGGUACUUCUAUCCUUUCAUUGAGGCGCCUUUUUGAAGCUAAUUGGGUGAACAAGUUGGUUAGGAAUGCGGAGGAGCUUACUAUCCAAUAUCAUCCACCUAGUGUUGAUCUUUUGGUAGGGUGUUUACAGUGCCAUAGGUUUGUGGUAGAUCUGGCACAAAAUUCUGUAAGGAAGGCAGCUUCUAGAGAAACAAAUCAUGAUAACUUUUUGUACUGCCCGGAUGCUGUUGACAUGGGAGACACAGAAUAUGAGCAUUUCCAAAGGCACUGGAUAAGAGGUGAACCUGUUAUAGUUAGGAAUGUUUUUGAAAAGGCUAGUGGCCUUAGCUGGCACCCAAUGGUGAUGUGGAGAGCUUUUAGGGGGGCAAAUAAGAUAUUAAAAGAGGAGCCAACUACUUUCAAAGCCAUUGACUGCCUGGAUUGGUGUGAGGUUCAAAUUAACAUCUUUCAGUUCUUCAAAGGCUACUUGGAAGGUCGUAGGUACAGAAAUGGAUGGCCAGAGAUGCUGAAGCUAAAGGAUUGGCCCCCAUCAAAUUCUUUUGAAGAGUGUUUUCCGAGGCAUGGUGCCGAGUUCAUAGCUAUGCUUCCUUUUAGUGACUAUACCCAUCCCAAAUUUGGUAUUUUAAAUCUUGCCACAAAGCUCCCUGCUGUUUUGAAGCCUGAUUUGGGCCCCAAAACAUACAUUGCUUAUGGAUCUUUAGAAGAAUUAAGCAGAGGUGAUUCUGUGACAAAACUACAUUGUGACAUUUCAGAUGCGGUCAAUAUUCUGACGCACACAGAGGAAGUAAAGGCACCACUAUGGCAACCCAAAAUUAUAAAAAAAUUACAGAAGAAGUAUGAAGCUGAAGAUAUGCGCGAUCUCUAUGGUAGGAUCAAUAAGACAGUUGUUUCACAUAGAAGUAAGCACAAAAAGUGUCGUACAGGUAUUAGCAUGGAUCCUAAAAUCCCUGAAAAUGAUGACACUAUGGGAAGAAACUCAAACUUACGGGGAAGUCAAAGUAAUGAAGAGAUAGUAGUUAAUGAACUGUCAACUAGAUCCUCGAGUUUGGGAGAAUCAAGAUCAGAUAGUGCAGCUUGUGUUCAAGGGUUCUCAGAAUCCAGCGAAAGUAAAUCAGUUUUAAAUGCUGGAAAAGAUUGUGAGUGGAUGCAUUAUGACGUGAAUAAUGGGAAACAAUGGUGCUCAUCACCAGGUGAUGGAUCUUUUAAAGGAAUUUCAUUACAAGAAGAUAUGAAGUUUAAGACAUGCACAGAUGUCGAUUAUGAAAAAAGAAGAGUGAUUGAUGUGGACUUAAAUAAAGAAAAGUUUUGUUUCAAAGAUCAUACAGGUUCCUUAUUUGUUGAUUUGAACUUCUCCACUCCACCAGCAAGGGUAAAUCAGGAGCAUCAGAGAAAUUUUUCUGUUUGUGAAAAUAUGGCUGACAGUAAUAGUAUUUCUAAAGAAGGGACAGUUGUGGGUAAUUUCUUCCCUCUAGAUGAAUCUCAUGAACAAGAUCUCGGUAAUGAUACUAAAAAAAAUCCAAAUGCCAGUGAAUGUAAUCAGCCUUGUACUGGAAAAGGAGAAACAAUUUUUUUCAAUAGAUCGAGUUCUUCAGUCAUGCCAUGUUCAAAGAUCCAGAUCGACAAAACUGUGCCAGUUAAAAAUGACAUAUCGAGUAAUAAUUUCUUUCAAAAUGAUGAUCAUAUGGAGACUCAAUUUGGGAGUGCUGUGUGGGACAUAUUCCGCAGACAGGAUGUACCUAAACUAACCGAGUACCUCAAGAAGCACCAUAAAGAAUUUCGCCACGCUAAUAAUCUUCCAGUUGAUUCUGUGACCCAUCCCAUUCAUGACCAGAUCCUUUAUCUAAAUGAGAAGCAUAAAAGACAGCUUAAGAAAGAGUAUGGCAUUGAACCAUGGACGUUUGAGCAACACCUUGGCGAGGCUGUUUUCAUACCUGCAGGGUGCCCACAUCAAGUGAGAAAUAGAAAGUCUUGCAUGAAAGUGGCUCUGGACUUUGUUUCACCUGAGAAUGUUCAGGAAUGCGUUCGAUUGACAGAGGAAUUUCGAAUGCUUCCGAAAGGCCAUAGAUCUAAGGAAGAUAAAUUGGAGAUAAAGAAGAUGGCACUGUAUGCCACUGAUAUUGCCAUAACAGAAGCUACAAAACUGAUGGGAGCUAAAUGAGUUGAUGAAUUCUUGAAGCAGCUGAAAGCCUGAAACCCACGAGACAUCAGUUUUCAUACAUUAUUCCCCCUUUCACUCCAUAUCUUCGCUUUUUGUUGGUGAUCACUGAUAAUUUGUUUCGAUUAAUAAGUUUGUAGUUUUCAGUUGUUGUAAACAUAGAUUAGCCCAAAGUAGUGUUAAUGAAGGGGUUUCUGAUCACUGCCAUUGCAUCUGAGCAUGAAAAAGCAUUGCACUACAUGAAUGAUUGUUCAAGUGCAUGUUGCAGAAUUUUAUGCUUUAUUUUUCUGAUGACAUGAUCUUUUGUGGA